AUAACGUUGUAUUUCUCCUAUAGGGUUAUGCUCCAGAUAGUCAGGUUGUAUUGGAUGCUAAGGAACUGGCAAAUAAACAUAAAACAGAGUUGUUCAUGACUCAUGACCCAAUGGAUGCAUUAGACUUGGCUGACAUUAUUGUAACAGACACAUGGAUUAGUAUGGGACAGGAAGAAGAGAAAGCAGAAAGACUAAAGGCAUUUGCUGGGUAUCAAAUAACAAAACGAAUGGCUUCUGUAGCCAAUAAAGACUGGUGUUUUCUGCACUGUUUACCAAGGAAGCAAGAAGAGGUCGAUGAUGAAGUUUUCUAUUCCAAUAGAUCAUUGGUGUGGCAGGAAGCUGAGAAUAGAAAGUGGACUGUAAUGGCUGUGAUGCUUUCACUUUUACAAGAUCACAAACUGACGACACCAAAACCAACAUUUUAACUGAUGUGAUGUAAAGCAAAAAACA
Saccoglossus kowalevskii is the source of this 450-nucleotide messenger RNA. RefSeq names its product ornithine transcarbamylase, mitochondrial-like. The record is from RefSeq and is a predicted model, not a curated record. Gene Ontology annotation, molecular function: amino acid binding; ornithine carbamoyltransferase activity. Gene Ontology annotation, biological process: L-citrulline biosynthetic process. Gene Ontology annotation, cellular component: mitochondrion. NCBI's taxonomy places the organism in Eukaryota, Metazoa, Hemichordata, Enteropneusta, Harrimaniidae.